This is a messenger RNA of Staurois parvus, 464 nucleotides long. Lineage: Eukaryota; Metazoa; Chordata; Amphibia; Anura; Ranidae. The record is from the annotation of a GenBank genome assembly.
UGAUGAUCAGUGUAGCCCCAGCAGUGCCACCUGUCAGUGCCUUGUGUCAGAGCUCAUCAGUGCCUUAUGUCAAUGCUUAUCAGUGCCUCAUGCCAGUGCCCAUCAAUGCCACAUAUCAAUGCCUACCAGUGCACAUCAAUGCCACAUAUCAGUGCCCAUCUGAGCUGCCUUUCAGUGUCACCCAUCAGUGCCAGUCAGUGCCACCUAUCAGUGCCAGUCAGUGCUGCCUAACAGUGCCUGUCAGUGCCCGCCUAACAGUGCCAUCAGUGCCACCUAUUAGUGCCAGUCAGUGCCGCCUAUCAGUGCUGCCUAUCAGUGCCAUUGCCGCUCAGUGAUGCCUGUCAAUGCCCAUCAGUGCCACCUACCAGUGUCUCCUCAUCAGUGCCCAUCACUGCCACCUAUCAGUGUCCAUCAGUGCAGCCUAUCAGUGCCCAUCAGUGCAGCCUCAUUAGCGCACAUCAGUG